AUGUCUGCCGACACAUCGGAUCUCACAAAGGUCGAUUCCGCUAUUGGCGGUAUGGCCAGCUCUCCGCCCAAAGAGACCAAGCGAAGACACACCUCUUCCGCACCCGGGGUCAUGAACCUCAAUGAUCUCGAGAAAGAAGGCGUAAAGAUUACCAUUGCACCGGAAACGCAAAAGACCGGAUGGAAGCUAAACACGUCGACGAGUAGCGUUGAAGAUCCUUCAAUCCUCAAGAAGAUGCUCACCGAGCCUCCUGUCAAGAAGAUUGACCUGCACUUCCCCCUAGGUCUAGAGGUCACAGCACGAAAUCUCAAGGGCGCUGAUGACGAGCUGGAAGAACCCUACCUGAAAGGUUUCGAAUGGGAUCCCGAGGAGUCAUGGACAAGACUGAAGGUGCACACCCAGAAAGAAGGCCUGCCUACAACCAAGAAAUCCAAGAAGAAGGGCGGUGAUGAAUAG
Molecule: messenger RNA, 456 nt
Organism: Exophiala spinifera
Lineage: Eukaryota; Fungi; Ascomycota; Eurotiomycetes; Chaetothyriales; Herpotrichiellaceae
Exons: 4
Coding region: 1-456 (151 amino acids)
Source: RefSeq, a predicted model, not a curated record